Planococcus citri (citrus mealybug) is the source of this 1722-nucleotide messenger RNA. RefSeq names its product U4-U6 small nuclear riboprotein factor 60K (gene U4-U6-60K). Gene Ontology annotation, biological process: mRNA splicing, via spliceosome. The transcript is spliced from 8 exons. Gene Ontology annotation, cellular component: U4/U6 x U5 tri-snRNP complex. Lineage: Eukaryota; Metazoa; Arthropoda; Insecta; Hemiptera; Pseudococcidae. The record is from RefSeq and is a predicted model, not a curated record. Gene Ontology annotation, molecular function: U4 snRNA binding; protein binding; U6 snRNA binding. The coding region runs from base 130 to 1596 and encodes 488 amino acids.
UAAACACUUCCCACUUUCCCAGUGAUCGUGUUUGAAUUUUUUUAUCGUUCAAAUGCCGAUUUUUUUACAUUUUUUUGUGAAUUAAGUGAAUUUUAUUUGAUUAAUUUUAUAAUUUGUGUAAUAAUAAACAUGUUGGGCAGUCCUGGUUCUUCGCCGGAGCACAUGUCCGAUGGGGACAGGCUUUCGCGCGAUGUAGGCAACGUUAACAUAUCCACCGAGUAUAUGGAACUUGAAGACGAAGUAUUACCGGAAGAUAAACAAGCACUUCUAGAAGAAUUUGAACGCCGUAAAAAAGCUAGUCAGGUGAACGUAUCAACAGACGAUUCAGAAGUCAAGAAAAAUCUUCGUUUACUCGGCGAACCAAUUUGUUUAUUCGGAGAAGGUCCAGCCGAGCGUAGAAUUCGUCUGAGAGAUCUUCUGUCAAGAGUCGGCGGCGAUGCUAUCAAACAACAAAAAGAACUCGAAAAAAAGCAAAAAUCCGAUGAUCGUAAAAAGCAAGAUAAAGGAACCGAGACUACCUGGUAUCACGAAGGACCACAGGCACUCAAAGAGUCCAGAUUUCAAAUAGCUUGUUAUUCGUUGAUUCGAGCGAAACAAAGGUUACAAAAAGCUAAAGAAGAAGCUGAAAUCCCAGAAGCAACCAGAACCGCUCGUAAACAAGAACUACAUAAGCAUCUUACCUCCCUAGCGAUAAAUUGCAGUCAAAUAGGAGACGAUAGACCGAUAUCUUAUUGUACAUUUAGUCCAGAUUCUAAAAUGAUCGCUACUGCUUCAUGGAGUGGUUUGUGUAAAUUGUGGUCAUCGCCCGAUUGCGAACUCAUAAGAACAUUCCGAGGGCAUAAUUGUUACGCCGGAGCUAUCGUCUUCCAUCCUCAAGCUACUGCCGAAGUAUCAGAUAGAAUAUGUGCUUUAGCAUCUUGCGCUCACGAUGGCACUGUCAAAUUAUGGAAUAUGGAUAGCGAAACCCCAUUGGCUGAAGUCGAAGGUCAUGCGCCACAUCGAGUCUCUAGAUUACAAUUUCAUCCCUCUGGACGAUACUUAGGCACGUGUUGUUACGAUAAUUCUUGGCGAUUAUGGGAUUUAACUAAAUGUCAAGAAGUUUUACAUCAAGAGGGUCACGUCAAACCUGUACAUUGUAUAUCUUUCCAAUGCGACGGUUCCGUUGUAGCUACCGGGUCAUUAGACGCGUUCGGACGUGUAUGGGAUUUAAGGACUGGACGAUGCGUAAUGUUUAUGGAAGGUCAUUUAAAAUCGAUUUUUUCUGUUGAUUUUUCUCCCGAUGGAUAUCACUUGGUCACCGGAAGCGAAGAUAACGCCGCCAAGAUAUGGGAUUUGAGAAAAAGAUCUUGCGUAUACACGAUCCCAGCUCAUAUGAAUUUAGUAUCGUCUGUAAAAUAUCAACCCGGCAGUGGGCAAUAUUUGAUUACUAGCUCGUACGAUAAUACUGCGAGGGUUUGGUCAGAUAAAACGUGGCAACCCUUGAAAACAUUAUCCGGUCACGAUAAUAAAAUAAUGUGUAUGGAUAUUUCUCCAGAUUGCAAGUACAUCGUUACAUCAUCUUACGACCGAACGUUUAAACUUUGGGCACCGGAAUGAAUACGAUAUUAUGAUAUCUUGGUACCGAUUGACCCUUCCGUUUAUGGAAGUUUUACGAUGCGAAGAAAAUAAAGUCGUGCUAUUCACGAUAAAUAUGUGAUAAAAUAUACAAUUUUUCCAAUCGUU